AAUAGAGAAGAGAGAGAGAGGCUGGGACAACUGGUCGCCUACACGGAAGCCACAAACGGUCGACUUGACGACAAAAUCCCACUUUCCGACGCGACACAACCUCAUUACCGACCCAAUAAGGACAUGUUCAGAAUGCCCAAUUCCAGAUCGCCAGAAGACAUAAUCGCGUCGCAAGAGGCAAGAGCUGCCGACAAUAACCGCUGCCAGACUGAUUCCUCAGAGAAGCAUCUGCCGGCCAGAAGUGGACGCGAAAGUGGCGACAGUUGUAUCCGUGGGGAUGGCAACCAACUGGCAAGUACAGCCGUGGGCAAAGUUUGCAAUAGCAGCAUAGUUUCAGGCGUUCCGAUUGACGGCAAUCGUGACGAAAGUGAAGUUGACAUGUUGAAUGAGGCUUCGGAGCAUCUGCUUUUUGCCAGUCAACCGCCAGCCACCGGAUACAAGUGCAAAAUCUGUCACCAGGCAAGUUGA
Molecule: messenger RNA, 468 nt
Organism: Protopolystoma xenopodis
Lineage: Eukaryota; Metazoa; Platyhelminthes; Monogenea; Polystomatidea; Polystomatidae
Source: the annotation of a GenBank genome assembly